AUGGGCAGCACUCCAGCUGAGAAGUCCAUGAUGGCCUUGGUCGACCUUUUUCACAAAUACGUUGGGAGUGAUGACAAGAUAGACAAGCCCAGCCUGUCGAGGAUGGUGAAGGACCAUUUCCCCAACUUCCUCAGUGCCUGUGAAAAGAAGGGCAAAGAUUACUUGGGCAAUGCAUUUGAGAAAGCGGACGAAGAUAAAGACGGGAAGAUUGACUUUUCCGAGAUCCUCUCUGUGCUGGGGGGCAUCGCCUCCGACUACCACAACCAGAGCCACGGAGCAGAGCCCUGCUCCAGAGAAGGCCAGUGA
This is a messenger RNA of Otolemur garnettii (small-eared galago), 306 nucleotides long. RefSeq names its product protein S100-A7-like. The transcript is spliced from 2 exons. Lineage: Eukaryota; Metazoa; Chordata; Mammalia; Primates; Galagidae. Gene Ontology annotation, molecular function: calcium ion binding; transition metal ion binding. Bases 1 to 306 code for a protein of 101 amino acids. The record is from RefSeq and is a predicted model, not a curated record. Gene Ontology annotation, cellular component: cytoplasm.